Pyricularia oryzae 70-15 is the source of this 1530-nucleotide messenger RNA. RefSeq lists its product as uncharacterized. NCBI's taxonomy places the organism in Eukaryota, Fungi, Ascomycota, Sordariomycetes, Magnaporthales, Pyriculariaceae. Gene Ontology annotation, cellular component: membrane. Gene Ontology annotation, biological process: transmembrane transport. The transcript has 3 exons. The record is from RefSeq and is a predicted model, not a curated record. The coding region runs from base 1 to 1530 and encodes 509 amino acids. Gene Ontology annotation, molecular function: transmembrane transporter activity.
AUGAGUGACUUCCCCGCUUCCAGGGAGCCUGCCGUCGCUCAUCAUGGCGACGACGAGCGUCCGUCAAAUGGUGAUGACAGCAAGACGGUUUCCGAGGACAAGAAGGACCACACAGGUCCACCAUCGGACUCCGAUACCGAGCUUGGUGAGAUGAAUGAAAAGGCUCUGUUGCGAAAGAUUGACUGGAAGCUACUGCCAGCCGUUGGUAUUCUGUACCUCCUGUCGUUCCUUGAUCGGUCCAACGUCGGCAAUGCUCGCAUCGAAGGCCUCCUGGACGAUCUGGGAAUGUCUGGCGAUCAAUACCUCACCGGAUUGACCAUCUACUUUGUCGGUUAUGUCAUCUUCGAGAUACCAUGCAACAUCAUCUUGAAGCGGACAACGCCGCAACUCUGGCUGCCCACCCUGACCGUAGCAUGGGGCAUCGUGGCCACGCUGAUGGGCAUCGUCACCAACCCCGCCGGGUUUUUCGCGGCCCGAUUCUUCCUCGGUGUGACCGAAUCCGGUCUGUUCCCCGGAGUCGUAUACUACUUUUCCAUGUGGUACCAGCGCCGCGAGCGCCAAUACCGCAUCGCCCUCUUCUUCUCCGGCGCCGCCCUCGCCGGAGCCUUUGGCGGCAUUCUGGCCUGGGGCAUCGGCCACAUGCGCGGCGUGGUGUGGGCCAACAGCUGGCGCUGGAUCUUCAUCCUCGAGGGCAUCGCCACCGUCGCCGUGGCGCUUGCCGCCUAUUUCUUCAUCCAAAACUACCCCGACACGGCCAAGUUCCUCUCGCCGGCGGAGAAGCGCAGCAUCCACGCGCGGCUGGCGGCCGACAGCGACGCCACGCUCGACGAGCGCUUCAACUGGGCCAACGUGACGGCGGCGCUGCGCGACCCGGCCUGCUGGCUGUACGGGCUGGGCUUCCACACCGUCAGCCUGCCGCUGUACACGCUGUCGCUGUUCCUGCCCACCAUCAUCGCCAACCUGGGCUACACGUCGGCCGUGGCCCAGCUGCUGACCAUCCCGCCCUACGCCUUUGCCUUUGUCACCACGCUGACCGUGGCCUCGCUCUCGGAAAGGUACCGUCGCCGCGCGCUGCCCAUCGCGGGCUCCGCCGCGCUCGCCAUCGUGGGCUACGUCGUCCUGCUGGCCAACACGAACCCGGUGGCGCGGCCGGGCGUGUCCUACCUCGGGACGUUUUUGGCCGCCGGCGGCAUCUACCCUGCAGUGGCCCUGGUGCUGUCCUGGCCGGCCAUCAACGUCUCCGGGCAGACCAAGCGGGCAGUGGCCAACGGGAUGCAGAUCAGCGUCGGGAACCUGGGUGCGGUGCUGGGCACGCAGCUUUACCGGUCCGGCGACGGGCCGAGGUUCAUCGUCGGGCACUCAUUUGCGCUGGGUUACCUGGCGGCCAAUAUCAUUGUCGUCUUGACGCUGUGGAGGCUGCUGAGUCGGGAGAACGCGAGGAGGGAGGGCAUUGCAGAGGAGGUCAAGGCCGUGGGGGCUUUGGAGGAUUGGCAGGGCGACACGGAUCCGAGAUGGAGGUUCGAAGUGUAG